AUGCUCUCCAACCUCGCUUACCUCCUAACCUCCAAAUCCAUCGCCCUCUACGUUCUAUACACUUUACACGUCAUGCUAGGUACCUCUCUCGUCUUCACCGCUCUCUACACAUAUAGCGUGCAUUCGAGCAAAGCGAUUGCGAAAGCUGCUGCACUCGAGGCUUCGCUGCUGAGUGAUGGUACUGUGAUGGUUGGGGUUUCGGGUAUGGGAUUUGGAUCUGUGGUGAAUGGAAGUGCGGUUGAAUUUGAAGAGGAGAUGGAGAGUUAUGGGAUGGAUGAGGUGGGUGAGAUGGGUGAGAUGGAUAUGGCGAUUGGCGGAUUAAAUGCUAUUGAUGAGAUGAGGAAGGUUAAGAGCACGAGUAUGAUGAAACUGAGUACUCGAAGAGCAGGAUGGGAGAAUGCGAGCACAGGGUUUAACAGGGGGAAUCUGAAAAGAAACGACGGUCAAGUAAAGUUUAGGGAGAUUUGUUAUGGAGGGGAUGUCAGGAAGGAUAUGGGGAUGUAUGUUCCUGUGAUAGGGGGAAAGGAACUUGAAUGGCUCUUGAGAUUUCUUGAGAAGCUUUUAGGUCUUGAGUGCUGA
Sclerotinia borealis F-4128 is the source of this 579-nucleotide messenger RNA. The record is from the annotation of a GenBank genome assembly. Lineage: Eukaryota; Fungi; Ascomycota; Leotiomycetes; Helotiales; Sclerotiniaceae.